Molecule: messenger RNA, 1758 nt
Organism: Medicago truncatula (barrel medic)
Lineage: Eukaryota; Viridiplantae; Streptophyta; Magnoliopsida; Fabales; Fabaceae
Exons: 3
Coding region: 1-1758 (585 amino acids)
Source: RefSeq, a predicted model, not a curated record
AUGAAGAUACAAAAUGCAAAAUUUGUUUUGUUGGUGUUAUGUCUUGCCGUAUGUGUAGAGCUGUGUAGACCAGACGACGCGGUUGACAAUGCCAAAGAAAAAGCUGGAGAGGUAGUCGAUGAUGCCACUGAAAAAUCCGAGACUUUUGCUCGAUGGGCUUAUGAUAAGAUUUCUGAACAUUUCGGCACAAAAGAGGAAAUGGAAAUAUCACAAAAUGUAAAGUUACAAGCUGCAGAUGCUGCCUCAAAGGUCACAGAUUCAGGGAAAAAAUAUGCAGCAGCCGCAGCUGAUCAGGCUUCAAGAACGGCUGCCAAUGCAGCUAGUGCAACUGGUGGAACCAAGCAACAGAAUCCCAAGGCCCAGGAAGUAGGUGGAAAUAAAGCUAAUGUUGCUAAAGAUAAAGAAAAUGGUGCAUCCGGUGAAGCCAAGAAACAAAAGCCUAAGGCCUCGGAUCCAGUUGGAGAUAAAGCUAAUGCUGCUAAAGAUAAAGAAAAUAGUGCAUCUGGUGAAGCCAAGAAACAAAAGCCUAAGGCCUCUGAUAUUAAAGAGAAAGUAAAAGAAGCAGUUGAACACGGAAAAGCUAAAGCAAGCGGUGCAUAUGGUGCAGCCAAGAAACAAAGUCCAAAGGCCCCGGAAGCAGGUGGAAAUAAAGCUAAUGUUGCUAAAGAUAAAGAAAAUAGUGCAUCCAGUGAAGCCAAGAAACAAAAGUCGAAGGCCUCGGAUGCAGUUGGAGAUAAAGCCAAUAAUGCUAAAGAUAAAGAAAAUAGUGCAUCUGGUGAAGCCAAGAAACAAAAGCCGAAGGCCUCAGAUGCCGCUGGAGGUAAAGCCAAUGUUGCUAAAGAUAAAGAAAAUAGUGCAUCCGGUGAAGCCAAGAAACAAAAGCCCAAGGCCUCAGAUGCAACUGCAGAUAAAGCCAAUAAUGCUAAAGAUAAAGAAAACAAUGCAUCCGGUAAAGCCAAGAAACAAAAGCCCAAGGCCUCAGAUGCAGCUGGAAAUAAAGCCAAUAAUGCUAAAGAUAAAGAAAACAGUGCAUCUAGUGAAGCCAAGAAACAAAAGCCCAAGGCCUCAGGUGCAGCUGGAGAUAAAGCCAAUAAUGCUAAAGAUAAAGAAAAGAGUGCAUCCGGUGAAGCCAAGAAACAAAAGCCAAAGGCCUCAGAUGCAGCUGGAAAUAAAGCCAAUGUUGCUAAAGAUAAAGAAAAUAGUGCAGCUGGUGGAACCAAGCACCGAAAUCCUAAGGCCCCGGAAGUAGGUGGAAAUAAAGCUAAUGUUGCUAAAGAUAAAGAAAAUAAUGCAUCUGGUGAAGCCAAGAAAGAAAAGUCCAAGGCCUCGGGUGCAGUUGGAGAUAAGACCAAUGUUGCUAAAGAUAAAGAAAGUGGUGCAUCUGGUGAAGCCAAGAAAGAAAAGCCCAAGGCCUUGGGUGCAGUUGGAGAAAAGACCAAUGUUGCUAAAGAUAAAGAAAGUGGUGCAUCUGGUGAAGCCAAGAAAGAAAAGCCCAAGGCCUCGGGUGCAGUUGGAGAUAAGACCAAUGUUGCUAAAGAUAAAGAAAGUGGUGCAUCUGGUGAAGCCAAGAAAGAAAAGCCCAAGGCCUCGGGUGGAGUUGGAGAUAAGACCAAUGUUGCUAAAGAUAAAGAAAGUGGUGCAUCUGGGGAAGCCAAGAAAGAAAAGCCCAAGGCCUCGGAUGCAGCUGGAGAUAAAGCUAAUGCUGCUAAAGAUGCACCAAAGAAAACUGCAACUCCUGAAAAGCCCAAGACUCAGUAG